GCUUCAAAACAAUUCACUUAUGUUGUGUACGUGUUCGCCGUGCGUUAGACUUUUGCCGAUAGUUAUUACAUUUUUCUGAUGAGCUAGAACUGGAAGAUUAUUUUGUGAGAUUUAUUCCUUCAGAAGGAGUUUGCUGAUGUAAUCAUGCUCUCAAAUCCGAAGCGAACACCGAAGCGAUCCAUUAUCGGUACACUUGCCAGCGCCAUGUAUUCGGAUGGAAUCUUUUACCCCGUGUUGAUACGAGGCAUCAGGGCCCGAACACCGAACGGCGAAUUCGUGUACGAGGUCGUUCGGGAAGACGGUGUCGCGAGUGAGUGCCUAGCGGACAUGAUGGUUGGCCCGGGAUUCUUACCAGUUUCUCAUACUCAUCUCAAAUUCAACCAACCCGUGUACACCAUCCUUGACGGCCGUGAAGUAAAAGCCAUCGUUCAGAAGCAUCGGAAGCAGACGAACGAGGUUUUGCUCAAAAGUGCCGAUGCCUCCGAGACGAAUUUCAAGAGGAAACUCGACGAUGUCCGGCUGUUGGAAAGUCGCAAGAGCGUUAAACUCACUGACCAUCACCACCACCAUCAUCAUCAUAACCUCACAGACUCUAACAGGCACGACAGGCUCGGUGAAAUUUGCCCAGAACCAAAGAAGCGACCCGUAUCAACCACCAUUGAAGUUCCAAAUCCAAGCCCAAGAAGUGCCAAAACGCAGAAGACCCAUGAGGCUGAGCCAGCGAUGGAUGACGUGAUGGCAGCCAUGGUGUUAACUAGUCUCUUUGGUAGUCCUAAAGUUGACAGAGAGAGGAAUCUUUCAGGUGACAGUGUAUUGAGUGGAGGAGGUCCAAUGUCACCGGCUAGUUCCUUCAGCUCUGGUAUAUCACCGAGUCCAUCGCCGUCAAUCAAUGCUCACUUCACGUGGGACCUAUCGAGAAGUACGCCAAGCCCUUCAUCCUCAAAUAAUAGUGAUAUGGAAAGCAUGCCGUGCCCUCCUUUCAAUACCGCCCAGGGUUCUAUCCCAUCAUCCUCAGCUCUAUUCAGCUCGUCGGUUGACGAAGGAAUCGACAUCAGUGGCGGGGGAUUGCCCUUCUCAAUGGAAGACAAUUUACACAGUGACAGUCCAACCAAAAAAUUCAAGCCAUCUGUGAAGACGUCCUACAAAUGUACCUGGCAGGGAUGCGGAAAAACACUCUCUACUGUCCAAGGCAUUGAGAGACACAUCAGGACUAUUCACCUCAGGAAAAAGGAAGGGGAGGAAUACAGUGAUCAUGAAGAGGAAUUUUACUACACCGAGAUCGAUACUACAGUUGAAUCUGUUUCCGAUACCCUUGCUAACAUGUUCACGUCAUCACCACCUCCAUCCGCCGGCUUCAUCCUUGAUCAGAGCCGCCUACCACACCCUCAUUCUCAGAACGCCCACCCAAGCAUCCCUCAAGACAUCACACCAAAACCAAUGGAGGUUUCCUCUCCCUCACCUAUCCUCUCCAAGAGAGGGCGACAUCUCUCAACGUCCAGUGACAUUGUUUCUUCAAGCGUCAUCUGUGACUCGACUAACCCACCUCUGGUUGGCUCGCUGCCCAACCAAGCAAUCGCCAUGAUUGCGUCUCCAGUGAGUAUUCCCAGCACCCAAGCUCCUUCGUUCUCUUGGUGCCCAGUCACGUCGUCUCCGACAUCAUUUAGCUUUCCCUCCUCAUGCUCCCCGCCCUCCCAGCCAUCCACGGGGAACAGAGUCCGCCACAAGUCGGCCCCUCACAGCUCAGCAGGACAACCCAAGAUCAGAUCGGAGGGGAAGAAAUGCCGCAAGGUUUACGGUAUGGAGAACCGAGACAUGUGGUGCACCCAGUGCAGGUGGAAGAAAGCGUGCGUCAGGUUCACCUAGAUACAGUGUCCUCAAGACCCUUUCGAGUUCAAGUAGAUACCAUGUAAUGGGUUGUCCGGUUUGCCCAAGUAACGUAUCCCCAUGAUGUUGUAGGGUUCACAUGGUGUGUUGUCUGGUUGACAGUACAGUAUCCCCUUGGCCCUGUGGGGUUCAUGUAGAUACCUCAUCAGCAUGGGUUUAUAAGGUUUACCUUCUGGAAACAGUUGUCCAGUUCACCGAAGAACAGUGUCAACGUGGACUUGUGGGGUUCACUGAGAUACUGCCUCAUCAGAGGUCUGUUGGGUUCACCUAAAUACAGUAUCCAGAGACCCCGCAGAACUCACUCAGAAACUACAUAGUGCAUUGUUUGGUUUUCCUUGAUAAGGUGACACCAUGAACCUGUUGGAGGGUUCACCUAUAUGCUGCAUUGGCAUGUCAUCUUCAGUCACACACAUACUGCUUCCUUGUCAGAAUGGAGGGCUACGGCAAUGUGGGUGUGCACAGUUGAUUAAGAUGUGACGUUGAUAAAGAUGACCUGGAUACCACAUUGUUGUGGAUGUUUCUGGUCCAGCUUGAUCCCGCCUAUCCAGGGGUGUGCCAAUUUUGCCUCGAUACCACAUAGUCAUCUACGUGCCAGGUUCAUCAAGGUUCGUCAUACCCACCCUCACGAUUGACCAAUACCCACCUACACCAGUGCUUAUCAAUUACCAUGAUUCUAUACAUAAAUAAAUCUGCUUACAAACAAAACUAAACACUUUCAUAUUUAAGGGAUUUGAUAUUGUUGGUCAAUGUCUAUUGAAAUGACUUCGGUGAAUUGGUUUCGAAUUUGUAUGACCCGUUUUAAUCAUAUCAAAUCAUGUCACAUUUAAGUAGAAAUACAAAUUUGAAAAUGUAAUUAUUCAUGUGAUAUGCUGCAAUGCCUCUAACUGAAAUUCUUUUUUGGAUCCUAUUGUGCAGCUUGGAAGAAUGGCAUGUAGUUCUCUUUGAGAAACGGGUUGAUUUUAAUUUUUCAGCACUGCAUGCAAGAUUUCUUUUUUGCCAACAAAAUUAUAAUUGCUUUAUUUGAUAUUUGUUGAUCAAGAGAUAUUAUUACACCUAAUAAAAGUGAUCAAAUAUUAGAACAAUCGUAAUUUUAGUUUACUUACUGGCUAGGAGAGGGAAGUAACUGCUGGCUAAAAUCAUUUAGAGAAAUGGAAUCAAUUUCAUAAAAUUUUUUAAGUCCAUGGAUUCUUAUAUCCAUUCUAGCUGUUUGUGCUGUCAAUAAGGAUAAAACUGAAUAUAAAUAAACUUAACUUUCUCACAUUUUCGACCAUAUGUAUUCAUGGGUUUUACAAAACAAUGAUUCACAAAACCUUCAUUGCUGGGCUGGUUCAUUGCAUACAUACCCCCCCCCUCCCCUCAAAAGAGAAUAAAUAAAGAAAUGGAAAAAAUAACAAAGAAACAAACAAAAAACGGCUGGGCUAGUACUUUCGCUCAUUUUUGGCGUAAUGUAAAUAUAUAUUCUUGAAAUGAUCUGUUACAUGUAUGUGCAGAAAAACCUUGGCAUUUUUCUUUUCUUUUCUUUAUAAGUUAUUUUUUUAUAUGAAUUAUUUCUUUACAUCAAGUCACUUUAGCAUGUAUGUUAGUUUCAUUCAGUGUUAUUGUCCAGGUCAAACUUACAAAUUCAUAUUGAAUGUUAUGA
Lytechinus pictus (painted urchin) is the source of this 3523-nucleotide messenger RNA. RefSeq names its product zinc finger protein 704-like. Gene Ontology annotation, cellular component: nucleus. The record is from RefSeq and is a predicted model, not a curated record. Gene Ontology annotation, biological process: regulation of transcription by RNA polymerase II. NCBI's taxonomy places the organism in Eukaryota, Metazoa, Echinodermata, Echinoidea, Temnopleuroida, Toxopneustidae. Gene Ontology annotation, molecular function: RNA polymerase II cis-regulatory region sequence-specific DNA binding; DNA-binding transcription factor activity. Bases 145 to 1863 code for a protein of 572 amino acids. The transcript has 8 exons.